CUGUGUAAUGAAAUAGGAAAGUCCAGUAUACCCGCGGUUGUCGUCAACUACACAAUCAACAAGGCGGUAUAAAGAUGGUGACGCUGAAAUCGUGUAUGCUGCUCCUAACUGCUAUGCUGUCAGUCUAUGGACAGCCUAGUCAAAAGAAUGCUAUGUCAAAUUAUGUAGAGAGGGGAGCUGUCUUGUCAAGAGCACAGAUUCCCUGCCAUGAAUCCCUUUCAGAAGAUGAGGCUGGAAUAUCAUUGUGUUCAUCCUCAGAAGAUGAGGCUGGAAUAUCAUUGUGUUCAUCCUCAGAAGAUGAGGCUGGAAUAUCAUUGUGUUCAUCCUCUGAAGAUGAGGCUGGAAUAUCAUUGUGUUCAUCCUCUGAAGACGAAGGAGGUAUAUCCCUGGACUCUUCCUCAGAAGAACUUACACUUGAAAUGAUUGACCCUUAUAGUGCACAUAAAGAGGUCGAUUUUGAAACUGUGAAUGCAAAGCUUCCACCACUCAGAAACAUCAACAGCUAUAUAUUUUCUGAAGUAAGCAGUGGGAAUAAGAUGAAGUCAAAAGCAACAAGCCUUUUAAGUAUCAAAAGUGCGUUGAAAGACAGAUGUGUAUGUGGUGAAAAAUGUUUAGAAAAAGUGAACUUCAAAACUGUGAGAGAACUUAGAAAUUCUUUUUGGUUUCAUUCGAAGACAAUGCGAAUGCAGCUGCUUAAAUAUUACAUUUCUCAUUCGAAGAAGAAAGGUAUAUUUCGAUUUAUACAUGUAGAACAAUUUACAUUGUGUUCCAAGGCUUUCUGCUCAGUAUUCUGGGUAAACAAAAACACGCUUUCACGUGCAAUACAAAUGAACAGCAAAAAUGUUGCAACAGUUCCGGGAAAAAAUCCUAGAGAUAUGUCAGAAAAAACAUUGUUACUUAUUAACUGGCUGGAGGAUUAUGGAACCUACCAUGGAGACAGAAUGCCAGAUACGGUAGAUAUUCUCCUUCCAUACAAAACUGUGAAAACGGAUUUAUACUGGAAGUAG
Mercenaria mercenaria is the source of this 1007-nucleotide messenger RNA. RefSeq lists its product as uncharacterized. The transcript is spliced from 3 exons. The record is from RefSeq and is a predicted model, not a curated record. Bases 75 to 1007 code for a protein of 310 amino acids. Lineage: Eukaryota; Metazoa; Mollusca; Bivalvia; Venerida; Veneridae.